This is a messenger RNA of Mus musculus (house mouse), 7385 nucleotides long. RefSeq names its product zinc finger, AN1-type domain 5 (gene Zfand5). The coding region runs from base 475 to 1116 and encodes 213 amino acids. NCBI's taxonomy places the organism in Eukaryota, Metazoa, Chordata, Mammalia, Rodentia, Muridae. The transcript has 6 exons. Gene Ontology annotation, molecular function: zinc ion binding; DNA binding. Gene Ontology annotation, cellular component: cytoplasm. The record is from RefSeq and is marked validated.
AGAGCCAGAGCGUCAGUCGUCGGGAUCGCUGAGCGGUGUGCAUCUGGUCAGGCGUCCGCUCGCUGCCCGGAGUCGCGCAGAGUCUCUGGCGAACGCGGAAGCCCGAAGAGCGCAGUCCUCGGGCCCCGUCGGCGCUCAGGCCUCUCCGCGCGCCUCCUCACUCGGCCGGGACGUCGCUGUGGAGGCGUGAGGUGCCGGCGGCCGGGCGCCUGGAGCGGCGCUAGCCCCGCGGCCUGCGGUUCUUCUCCUCCCCCGCCGCCCUCCCACCCGAGCUGCGGCGGGGCUCGGCCGCCUCGGCGCUUCUGCACGAACAAAGGAGGCCUCCGCGGCGCCAGCGCAGCUCCGCCUGCGCUCCGCUCCGCUCCGGCCCGCGGCGGCCGCUAGCCAGCCCUUCCCGGAGGCCUCAGCCCGGCCCACCGCCCGGCGUCGCGCGCCAGCUCGCUAGUGCAUCCGGGCCCCCGCAGGAAGAAAAAUAUGGCUCAGGAGACUAACCAGACCCCAGGGCCCAUGCUGUGUAGUACAGGAUGUGGCUUUUAUGGGAAUCCUAGGACAAAUGGAAUGUGUUCUGUUUGCUACAAAGAACAUCUUCAGAGACAGCAGAAUAGUGGCAGAAUGAGCCCAAUGGGGACAGCUAGUGGUUCCAACAGUCCUACCUCAGAUUCUGCAUCUGUACAGAGAGCAGAUGCUGGUUUAAACAACUGUGAAGGUGCUGCUGGCAGCACAUCUGAAAAAUCAAGAAAUGUGCCUGUGGCUGCCUUGCCUGUAACUCAACAAAUGACAGAAAUGAGCAUUUCAAGAGAGGACAAAAUAACUACCCCGAAAACAGAGGUGUCAGAGCCAGUUGUCACUCAGCCCAGUCCAUCAGUUUCUCAGCCCAGUUCUUCUCAAAGUGAAGAAAAAGCUCCUGAGUUGCCCAAACCAAAGAAGAACAGAUGUUUUAUGUGUAGAAAGAAAGUUGGCCUUACAGGGUUUGACUGCCGAUGUGGAAAUUUGUUUUGUGGACUUCACCGUUACUCUGACAAGCACAACUGUCCAUAUGAUUACAAAGCAGAAGCUGCAGCAAAAAUCAGAAAAGAAAAUCCAGUUGUUGUGGCUGAAAAAAUCCAGAGAAUAUAAAAUUACUACAUGUGAAGAGACUGAAACUUUGUUUUUAUUUUAAUAUAUCGUAGGAAAACAUUAAAGAGCAGAUGCAUGGCCAUUUUCCUUUGAUGUUCUCCAGAGUUUUGCUUUAUACUUGUCUGUCAUAUAAUUGAUCUUUUAGGAUGUUUGGGUGUUUGUUACAGGCAGAAUUGGAUAGAUACAGCCCUACAAAUGUAUAUGCCCUCCCCUCAGUAAAAUUGGACAAAAAUAUGCACAACAAAUUGAAAUACACAUAUACUAGGAACAAAAUUUAGUUCCACGUGCCAAACUAAAGGAAUGAAAUCUCUGCAUGUUUGCAGCAUAUCUGCCUUUUGGGAAUGUAAUCAAGGUAUAAUCUUUGGCUAGUGUUAUGUGCCUGUACUUAAAAAAAAAAAAAUGGUACACCAGAAAAGGACUGGCAGUCUACUACCAUAGUCAAACUUCACCUUAAUUUCGACAUGACUUUUGGAAGCAGGAAGAAAGCUACAAAACUGGUAUUUGGUACCAUGUGUGAGCCUGGUUAAAUUGGUCUUCUAAAAGCUGUCAAUUAGGACAUUCUGCGAAAGGUAACAUCACAACUGGUUCUAAGUCAAACCAUCAAGUCAACAGCAGGGUGCCUGAGAUAAUCUUGGAAGCUUAUUGUGCUGGCCUGCACCAGAAGAUAUCUGCAUUCUCAUUACUAAAAUUGUAGCACAGAACUGCACUAGGAUUUGUUUACAAGGAGAAAUUAAACUCUGUUUGGUUUUCACAUAUAGCAGCUCUGUUAAAUAACAUGCAUCUGAAUUUUAAGUUGCAAAGGUAUCUGAACAGUUAAUUUUUCAUGUGCAUCUUUUGUUGAAUGUUUUGGUUCAAGAAAGAAUGUUUAAAGCUUUUUAAAGACUUCAGUUCUUAAUGUAACUGUACCCUUCUGCAUGGAAAAUCAUAACCAACAUGGCUGCAGUAGACUUCUUUAGUGGUAUCCAGCACCACUUGCAGAGGGCUGCUUUAUCAUAUUGUACUUGGGUGUAGGACUCUAGUGUUCUUGGGUGUAUUGCAUGGGCUGCAUUAUCUACAGCAUUGUACAAUAACAACUAGAAAAGGCGGUAUACUUCACUGAUGCUUGUCUGGUAAUAUCACUUCUGUGUUAAAAUGGAAGGUUUUUUGUGAUGUAUGAAACUUGUGUUUUUUAUAUAUAAAUGAGUAUAGUUAGAUUAGUGUUGUGGUAAUGCCUGUUUUCAUCUGUAAAUAGUUAAGUAUGUACACAACAAGGCACUACUUCUGAUUUUUGCAGUGUUCAGUCCUAGUUUUUCUUUAUUAAAACAUUGAGUUUUGCUUCAAUUUUAUGUACCUUAGUUCUAAGUUAGAUUUGCAGAUGUGUACAGAUAGUUCAUAUUUAUGUAUUGCACAUAAUCAUGCUAUUCAGCAUUGAUGCUAUAUUGUAUUAUGUAAAUAAUAAAAGCAGUGUACAGAGGGAGACUUCUUGUUUAUUGGGUUUUUAAGUCUUAGACACCUAAAUAGGGAAAAUAGGAAAGUUUUCAUAUUCAAAUUUAUUUCAUAUAGCUUUGUAUUGCAGUUGUUUUGCAUGAUCAUUCUUGAGUUCAGUCAUGGGAAUGCCAUGAGCUGGUCAUGAAUCUUAAGUGUGGCAUAUGAUAGGCAAAUUUUGAAGAGUGAGUAGGCACCAUUAAUAUGAAGUGGUCCUAAAAUAUGAAAAAGGAAUGAAAUUUAAAUAAUGCUUUACCCCGCUCCUAUGUUGUGUUUGUCUGGUUAAAUAAUCCUGAAUGAGAAUGUAGGUAGUUUUGUUUUAAACAGCAGCAGUUACUUUAUUCUGUAGGGUUUUGGAUAUGAUGUAGAGAGGAGAAAACCUAAUUCAAUGCAGGUAUUGUGCUUAGAUGAAAUAUUAAAUGCUCCAGACCACCUAAAGUCAAGAAUAGAACCAUUGCUUUUCAGAGGUGACUUUAGAGCAGAAAUAAUGUGAUUCGUGUCCACCCACUCUUGAAUACAAUUAAAUGAAGUAUAAAUGUUUGACAAAAUCCAUGUAUUGAACAGUAGUAACCCCCCUCAGUCUGCGGGGUAUUGCAUUGGUUGAGUUGAAAAUGAGGCGUUUUAAAGAAAACUUGUUUUAAAAUGACUACUGUCCACAGGUGUCAACAAAUGCUUGAUGCUUUACUGUUUUUUUGUUUGUUGGACUGAACCAAAAGUCUCAUGCAUGCUAAAGGAAGUGCUCUUUUGAGUGUCGUGUGGGAGUUAAUGGUAGACUCUUGCUCUCUCCUCAGUGUGUGAACGCUUCAGUAUACAAUAGUGAUUGUAUAAUCAUAUUUUGGGGCAGAGAGUGAUGUUGGGGUCCUAACCCUAGUUCACAGUGCAGCCUAAGUUACCCUAUUCCUUGUGAUCCUGCCUUAGCUUGCAGAGUCCUAAAGUUAUAGGAAUGAGCUCUUGACUAUACAAACACACACACAGGAUUUGGCUUUACAUAAUUUGUCAGGAACGUUCACCAGGGAGAAUAAUUUCAGUGUGUAAGGCACCAGGGGAGAUUUGAGUUCUUCCUAGACUCUUGGACUUAGAAAGUGUGUCUCAUUCCAGACUGAGUUAGCUGCUAUGCACAUUGAAAUUAAGUGUUAGGUAAAUAGGGAGGUCUUUGCAUGUAAUCUAGUGGGUCUCACCUGGAAAGCUUGGGCUUCUAAAGCAGUGAAUGGUUAGCAAAACUAGGCUGGCUUUGUUUUUUGUGGUGCUAAGGAUCCUAAACCACACUGCCCUGCUUCAGAUAACACCUAAUUCAGGAAUAUCAAGAAAGCACUUAAAAUGGUUCUGCUACCAUACCACUACUUGCUAGUUACUUUCUCAGGAUGAGUCUUAGAACUUGAAUGAAACAAUGAAUUUGGUUGCCUGAAGCUACCUUAGAGGCCAAGAUCUGUAGCUUUGUUUUUGAUCUUGAAAUGGACUCCCUUUGUACCCUAGGCUGGUCUUGAACUGGUGGUAAUCAUGUUUGAGACUGCCAACUGUAGUUGUAACAGCCAGGCUGUCUUAGACUCCCACCAUCAGCAUUUUAAGUGUUGAGUUACAGAUGUGAGCUGCCAUGCCUCACUUAAGAUCUCUAACUUUCACAUAAAGUAAUUGGAGGUGUUCUUCUGAGUUAGGUUUUCUUGAAAGAUGUCUACAUUAAAGUUCCUGUUAACUCUGGACAGGGAAAUGCCAAUUAAAAUAGCAAAAUGCUAAUCAUCUGGCUUUGUUUUUAUAUGUUCUUAGGGUUUCAAUAUGGAUAUAUGAAAUUUCAGUUUGUCCCAUAUCCACCACGUGAAAUGUGUGUAUUUUAGUUCUUUAUUCUCUGUAAAUACCUGCUUAUUAUGUACAAAUUCAUGUGUCUUCAUUUGAAAUAAUUCUUAAAGUGGGUGCCAUCUGUAGUAUUAGGUCUUAGCUUUGGAGAGGUAACUCAGCAACUGGCUGUGCUUGGUGCUCUUCCUUAGGAACUCCUAACACUUAGGACACACUACACAUGGCUGCCACCAAGCCUAACCUGGACUUGAUCCCCAGGACCCAGAGAACUGCUUAUCCUUUGACUUGUAUGCAAGCAUUCACAAUAUAAAACUAAAACUUGCGAGUCCUGUUUUUAUAUUCCCUUAGACUACAUUUCUUUCUGUCCAAGUAAAAAUGAGUUUUGUAGAGUAAAUGUAAAUCCAUCUUGAUCAUGGCAGCUAGGUGCGCUUCUUUUUAGAAGAGAUGCAUUCUUCACAUGUCAGGUUUGAGGCAGGGUCCACAUAUACUCAUGGCUGUCCUGGACCUGUCCAUGUAAGCUGGGCUAUUAAUUUUGAGAUUAGAAUGGUGAGUGCUGGAAUUAAAGGUGCGGGCCACAUGAGAUACUUAUUAGUACCAAGCUGAAGAAAAUUUUAAAUUACUUUUAAGAAAAUUGAUACUCUUGAAUAUUUCCUUCAGAUUUUGUUUGCAAAAAGAAUUUCUAGGUUUUAGCUAGGCAUCUAGGGCUUUGACCUUCUAAUUCCUGCACUCCAGAAUGAGGAUGGCAGCAAGUUUCAAGCCAGCCUGGUUUGUUGUAGGAAGCCUUUAUGAUUUGGGGUUAUUUGUAUCUGGGGUGGCGAAACAUACAAAAGCAGUUCCAUAGUUAAUUUGCUAGUUUACUCAGAAUUAAUAGGAAAUCUUUCUAGUAUAUUUCAAAGUUCAGUCAAGGGCAGGAACUGUUAAUCAAAGUCUCCGAGUGUGUGUGUGUGUCAGCACUGGCUCAAACUGAAUUUCUCAAGCAGCCUGUGUGUAAAACCCAUGGCAAAUUUAAGUUCACUGGCCUUUAUUGCACACUUGUGUUUUCUUGUUCCUCCAUCACUAAAGAUUGAUUCAAACAUAUAGGUGAUGACAAUGCUUGAGGCUGUCUGUUGUGUCACAUUUUUGUAGUUUUAUGAAAGCCUUAGGUUUUGGUUUUGGUUUUAAUUCUUUGUCCACACCGAUGAGAAAAGUACUUCACCAGAAUGGUAUUUCUCGAGGAAGCCCCACCUAGGACUUAGGGCAUAUAUCUAAUAUAACUAUAUAAACUAUAUAGUGUACUAAGUGGCUUCUGACAUUAAGCUUUGGGGUUAUUGUUACUGUAAAGCCAUUCUGCAGUAGAAACGUAUUAAAGAAUGGUUACUCUGCUAUUUGUGUUACACAUUAUACAGAGGUAAACUAGAUACUUUUAGAGUGCCAUCUUUAGUUAUUCAGUUAACAUAAAUAUUAGAUUGUGUUGAAUAUCUAGGGUCACAACAGUUUUAACACUCCUAGAUAUAUAUCAGAAAUAUGAGAAAAAAUUGUCAGGUGAUACCUAUUUGAAACAUGUUCAAUCUACAUAUUGUGGUGUUGGCAUGGCUUUUAAGCAUUGGGUUGAUCAAGAGAAUAAGGCUUUGCGGUGAAUUAAAGAGUAGCUUAUCAAUUGUUACUUAAUAAAUUGAGAUCUGUAAUUAGCAGGCAGCCUGCAUUAUAACUGGUGUUCCUGCUGUGUAAAACAUAAGGACUAUGUAAUUCAAUACUAAGAGGAUUAUACAAGUAAAUACUAGAUGAAAAAUUAUAAAAGAGGGUUAUACUAUUACAUUCCUGGAGUGCUAGAACCAGGAUAUGAAAUAGAAAGGUCAAAGUAAGAUUGCCUUUAUUUAAUCAACCCUCAUCUGGCUCUAUCUCCCCUCAAAUUUUGUUCAGAAUUUUCUUAAAAGGUUUUCUGUGGUUUUAAUCAGAAUACUAGUAAUUUAAAUUUUUUCCAUGUUAAAGCCAUGGUUGUUUUUUAAUUUGGUUCUUCCAACACAAUUUAUUCAAUUUUACUUAACUUCUACCAGGUCUGGUUUAGGCUUAGCAAAAUGCAGUGUGUUGAAGCAAAACUUAGAAAUGGUGGGAAUUUGCUUACCCUAGGGAACAGGUCAUGUUCAGACUAGAGCACCCAGCACUGCAUGAGUUCAGUUGAUGCUUUUAAAGGCCGUACCUUCUUGGAAGGGAUGAUAAUGCAUGGCCAUAGCCAUGCCAUGAGCUACAGUUACUGAAAACAUCAGGAGCAAGUUGGUUAGGCUGACUUCCCACUAUCUAGCAGGGAACAAAUGCUGUGGUGUCUAAGUGCUGAGGUAGCCUAAAUUAUAUUCUAGCCAAACUAGAGUUUUUCUGACCAUCUUCUGGAGUAGGGAGGGUGUUUUUAAAAAGAUCUCUAUUAAAGUAUACCAGGAGGGACACUAUAUUUAUUAUAUACUUAUGGUUAUUAUAGGGCUAAUAACCAAAAAAAAGAACAUUUUAAAAUUUACUUACUCAAUAUACUGUUAACUGAGAAGGUUUGUACAAUGUUUUUAAUUCCUUAUACAGGUGCUGAAAUAGAAAUUUAAGUAUAUAUGUAACUUUAAAUUUCUUGAUAACCACAUCCUAAAUAAUAAAAAGGGUGAAAUUAGUUUUUGUGUAUUUUUACUUAGCCCAGUAUAUCCAAAGUCAUAUCAGUAUCCCAGCACUUGGGAGACAGUAGGCAGAUCUCUUGUCUGUUUGAGGCCAUCUUGGUUUAUAUGAGUCCCAGGCCAGGCUGAGCUGCACAGUGAGAUUUUACCUAAAAAUAAAGCCUGUGACUGCUUAACUUAAGUUACUUCCUCUUUUGCACCUUAGUGCCUUCAUCUGUAUAGAUUAAGUGAUGGUGUGGUUAAUGGGUUGAGUAGCAAACGCACUAUUAAAUGUAGUUAAAAUGUAGUAAGAAUUUACUAUGUCUCUUUAAAAUUGACAUAAACACACACAUACAUAUAUUUGUCUGUGUUUGUGUGGGUAUAUAUUAUGUUCAAGUGUACUCAGAGGCC